Messenger RNA from Dermacentor albipictus, 1164 nucleotides. RefSeq names its product scoloptoxin SSD552-like. The record is from RefSeq and is a predicted model, not a curated record. Gene Ontology annotation, cellular component: extracellular region. NCBI's taxonomy places the organism in Eukaryota, Metazoa, Arthropoda, Arachnida, Ixodida, Ixodidae.
CGUGUGCACGCGCCGUUCUCGCGAGCAGGACGAAGAGGACGCCAUGGGACGCUGCCGCCUUCGAGAGCAAGGGCUGCUCCUCCUGCUGGUCGCGGCCGCCCAGGAGCCCCACGGCGCCGGCGCGAGACGAUCCGCCGCCGGCCGGGCCGACCUGGCGGCGGUCAGCUGGCUGCGUCCUCCGGCCGAGUUCGUGGUGCCGUGCUCGGUGCGCGCGCGGGGCUUCGACGGCGACCAGCAGGCGGGCGUGGUCAGGGCGCACAACGAGUACCGCAGCCUCGUCGCCAAGGGAGGACUGCACGGCUACCAACCCGCGGCGGACAUGUGCGAGACCACGUGGGACCCGGACCUGGCGGAAGUGGCGCAGUCGUACGUGGAACAGUGCGCGCCGCAGAGUGAGGCCGUGCAGGCACGCAACUUCAUCGAGCAGGGCCAGAACCUGUGCCUCCAGACGCUGCCGGACACCGCCAACGACACGGGAUUCGAGGCCUGCGUCGCCGCCUGGUUCAGCGAACACGCCGGCUGCUCCAAGGGCAUCAUCGAGUCGUACAGGAACGCCAGUGGCCGCGACGAAACCUCCUGCGAACGUUUUACCCAGCUCGUCUGGUCCCGGAGUCAGUACGUCGGCUGCGGCUUCGCGCUCGUCGAGUCCAUCGACGGCGUCACGCGGAACCUGUACGCGUGCAACUACGACGAGCCGGGCAACCAUCCGGGCACGGCCGUCUACGCGCCGGGCCCCACGUGCUCGUCCUGCCCCAACUACACGACCUGCGUCGCCGAGCUGGGCUUGUGCCGCGUCGACCAUCUGACCGUCGAGGACAUGAGAGCUCCCGAAGCCCCAAACAGGGGUCGCGGCGACGUCACCGUCUCGUCCAGCCAGACUUUGACGUUGGCCAUGUCUUCGUCCGUGCUGGCGGCGCUGGUCCACGCGACACUACUGUCGUGAGAGGGCUGCAUAGCGGUCGCUCAAAACACGAGCCCAGUGACCGCGGUGCGGCUGUGAACGUUGCCCACGCAAGUGGUCACUGUUGCGCCGCGUAUUGCGGUGGAACGCCUAUUUCUUCCGCGAACUGAUGUUAUGAGACCGUUUCUGAUGGCAGAAGGCUUCUUCUCAAGCUCUUCCUGCUUUUUAAAUAUGUGCGUAAAUAAAAGUCGUUUUGUAUGGUA